UGUAAUGAUUACGCAGCAGAAACAGAAACAGUGUAAAGAUACUAGCUGUACAUUUAUGGGUUUAAUUACGGCUGACAUAUAUAUGUGCAUACAUAUAUGCUUCCCAGGGCUGCAAAAUAUGUCUCAAACAUGAAUGAAGGUAAUUCAGCAGGAGGGGGGCAUGAAGGGCUAAGCCCGGCCCCUCCUGCUGUGUCAGACCGUGUAACGUUACAAUCAACGGAAAAAUCAGUUACAACGCCAAAAUCAACAGCCUCAACAGCUCAUAACAACAAUAAAUCAUCUUCAGCAGUAGCAACAACGCCACAGCAACAGAAACCCAGCAAACAACAACAACAGCAGCAGCUGCUCAGUGCGCAGCUGCCUGUGCCGCUGUCGAACUUGUCGACAGAGGCAACGGCAGCAGCAACGCCAGCAGCAGCUCCCACAUACUCCAAUUCAGCAACAGCAGAAACCUCCGUCUCCGUCUCAGAUUCCACAUCGCCACCCCAGGCCAAACGUCAGCGUUUAGAAGAUACGGAAACGAGAGGCGAGGCCGCCAGCGAUAGCAAAAACAGCAACAUUGUUGGCGCUGUAAGCAGUAAUAUCGUUGGCUCAUUGCUGCCAGCGUCGGUUGUGGCCAGCAGCGAAGUUGGUGGGGCCAUUUCAACGGCACUGCAGGACUUAAAUGCGCUCAGGAAGCGCGUACUCCAACAGAAAUAUCAAAUUUUGCGUAAUCUUAAGGAAAGACAUCUUGAAAAUGUGUCCGAAUACUUUUAUUUACAAAACGGUGGCAGUAUGAUGGACUACCCCGCGUGGCGUAAAAAGACACCAACACCGCAGUUCAUCAGCUACAGCAAUGCGAAUCGUAUCGAGCAGCUGAUACUCGAAGAAAAGCCAAGCACAUCCGCCGCCGCAGCAGCAGCCGCUGUGGCCCAAGGACACAGAACAACACAACAACAACCUCCAAAUUUGGAUUCGGUCGUUAACAACAGCAACAGCAGCAGUAGCAUCAGCUCUGCAACAGCAACAACAACUACAGGGACAACGGGCAUACAGUUAGAGGCGGAUAACACCACACAAGAAACGAACACGCAAUCUCUAUUGCCAGCAAAGCCUGGUAGUAAUACAACAUCAGCAGCGGCAACAGCAUCAUCAAGUCCAAGCAGCAGUGGAUCAACAACUACAACCACAACUGGAACAUUGUCUACAACUAACAGCUUAGUGGAGACGAGCGGUAAUGCAUUGCCACCGGAGGCGGAAAUAAAGAUACCAGCUGUUGGUGCGACGCCGGUUGCCGUCUCCACGAAGCUACCCGCCGCCGUAGUACAGUUGACGCAGCAAGGUGGCACGCCUCUGGUGCCGUGCAGUAGCUCCGUGGGUUCAACGGCGCUGCGUCGUCCAAACUCGCAACAGAAUGCAACGGGAGCAGCGACUGGAGCAGCGGGUGGGGCAAGUGGCGGAGCGACGACAACGCCACUGUACACGGGUGGGGCCAACGGUGCGACUGCGAGCGCUGGUGGACUGACGCCCUGCACGCCUGGUGGCAGCAGUGGAAGUCUGUUGAGUCCACUGGCGGCAAGUACAGGCACACCCAACAGUGCGCAGGAGUUUUCGUUUAAGGCCAAGCAGGAGGUGUACGUAAUGCAGCGUAUAUCCGAACUACAACGAGAGGGAUUAUGGACUGAGCGGCGUUUGCCCAAGCUGCAGGAGCCCAGCCGCCCCAAGGCGCACUGGGACUAUCUGCUCGAGGAGAUGGUUUGGCUGGCAGCUGAUUUUGCGCAGGAGCGCAAAUGGAAAAAGAAUGCGGCCAAGAAAUGCGCCAAAAUGGUGCAAAAGUAUUUCCAAGACAAAGCAAAUGCGGCACAGCGUGCCGAGAAGGCGCAAGAGCUGCAUCUGAAACGUGUCGCCUCCUUCAUAGCUCGCGAGGUGAAGAGCUUCUGGUCAAACGUGGAGAAACUGGUCGAAUAUAAGCACCAAACAAAAAUCGAGGAGAAACGCAAACAGGCGCUCGAUCAACAUCUCAGUUUCAUAGUCGAUCAAACAGAGAAGUUCUCACAGCAGCUGGCCGAAGGCAUGAAUAAAAGUGUUGCCGAAACGCCCAGCCUGACAUCCAGUCGGUUAACUUCACCCAAGCGCGAAUCUGAUGACGAGUUUAGGCCAGAAUCUGGCUCUGAGGAUGAUGAGGAGACAAUUGCCAAGGCCGAGGAAGAAGCAGCCGAUGUCAAUGAGGAGGUCAAAGCGCUGGCCAAAGAAUCUCAAAUGGACUUUGAUGAUUUUCUCAAUGAUUUGCCGCCCGGCUACUUGGAGAAUCGUGAUAAGCUUCUGCUAGAGGAGCAGAGCUCAACGAAAGGCGCUGCUUCCGCUAGUGGGGCCGAUGCUGCCGAUGGUGGAGACGACAGCGAUGAUAGCGAAUUUCAGGCAAAGGAAGCCAGCGAUGAUGAUGAGAACACCAUCAGCAAACAGGAGGAGGCGGAGCAGGAAAUUGAUCACCAGAAGGAGAUCGAUGAACUGGAAGCGGACAAUGAUUUGACUGUUGAGCAGCUGCUAGAGAAAUACCACUCGGGUAAAAUUGAUGAGCCGCCCAGCGCCAAGAGACGCAAAAUAGCUGUGGAGACCUCGGAGCAGGACUCAGAUGAUGAUUCAACUGCGGUUGAAGAUUCAACAGAUGGCAGUGAAGUGGAAGCUAGUGAUGAAGAAGAUGAAGAUCUCUCUACCAUCAAGACCGAUACAGACCAGGAAGAGGCGGAGCAGGAGGAUGGUCUCAAAAGUCUACUAGCUGAUGCCGAUGGCUCUGUGGUAGGCGGCGCGAGUGCUGCAGCUGCUGUUAGCAGCAAAGACAACAAGGAUGACAUGUUAAACGAUGCUGCCGCACUGGCCGAAAGUCUUCAGCCCAAGGGCAACACGCUAUCCUCCACAAAUGUGGUUACGCCUGUGCCAUUCCUGCUGAAGCAUACGUUGCGCGAGUACCAGCACAUUGGACUCGACUGGCUGGUCACGAUGAACGAGCGCAAACUCAACGGCAUCCUUGCCGAUGAGAUGGGCUUGGGCAAGACAAUACAAACGAUUGCACUGCUGGCGCAUUUGGCCUGCGCCAAGGGCAAUUGGGGUCCCCAUUUAAUUGUGGUACCAUCAUCUGUGAUGCUGAAUUGGGAAAUGGAGUUCAAGAAAUGGUGUCCCGGCUUCAAAAUACUCACCUACUACGGCACCCAAAAGGAGCGCAAAAUGAAGCGUGUCGGCUGGACGAAACCCAAUGCGUUUCACGUCUGCAUUACCUCCUACAAACUGGUCGUUCAAGACCAACAAAGUUUUCGGCGCAAAAAGUGGAAAUAUCUUAUACUAGACGAGGCGCAAAACAUUAAAAACUUUAAGUCACAGCGCUGGCAACUGCUGCUCAACUUUUCCACCGAAAGACGAUUGCUUUUGACAGGCACGCCGCUGCAGAACGAUCUAAUGGAACUCUGGUCCCUGAUGCACUUUCUCAUGCCGUAUGUGUUCUCCUCGCAUCGCGAAUUCAAGGAAUGGUUCUCCAAUCCCAUGACUGGCAUGAUCGAAGGCAACAUGGAGUACAAUGAAACGUUAAUUGCCCGACUACACAAGGUCAUUCGUCCAUUUCUGCUGCGUCGCCUUAAAAAGGAGGUGGAAAAGCAAAUGCCAAAGAAAUACGAACAUGUGGUCAUGUGCCGUUUAUCCAAUCGUCAGCGUUAUCUGUACGAAGACUUCAUGAGCCGAUCCAAAACCCGCGAAACAUUACAAACUGGCAAUUUGCUAAGUGUGAUCAAUGUGCUGAUGCAGCUGCGCAAGGUGUGCAAUCAUCCGAAUAUGUUCGAGGUGCGUCCAACGAUAUCGCCGUUUCAAAUGGAGGGCAUUGCAUUCCAUACACCGCGUCUAGUCAGCGACAUCUUGGAGUAUGAUCCGUUCACGCAAAUCAAUUUGGAGACAGUCAACAUGUUGCUGCUGAAUCUGGAACAAACGCUAACAGCCUACGUCUCGCACAAAUCGCGCUUGCUGUCGCCACCACGUAAAUUAAUUGAGGAAAUUGACAGCGCACCGCAACCCCCGCCACGUUGCCCCAACGGCAAGUACCGCUUUCACAUACGUGUUCGCAGCGCUGAGCUGGCGCAGCGCAUCAAGCUGCAAGCGGUGCGCGUUGGCGCUAGUCCGGCCAUGCGACUGGAGGGCUCGAAAAUUGUGCCAAUGCGCAGCAUAUUGCCCAGCGGGCAUGUGCUGAAACGUGUCAGCGGUACCAUUAAUCCCAUCAAUAUGGCCCUUAAGCCUGUGAUUAUUAAUAACCUAAUGUCAACGUCGGUCAGCAACAGCAGUGGCAGCAGCAGCAGCAGCAGCAGUUCAGCUCUAAAUGUGCUGGGCAGCAGCUCGAAGUUGCUAAGUUCGCGUUCACCCAUAAGUGCGCCAACGCCCGCCAAGGUGGCCAAGACGAUGCAGGAUGGUAAACCCUUCUUCUACCUGGCGCCUGCAACGAAUACCGGUGGGGCUGGAGCGCGGCUCACGCUGACCAGCAAAACAUCAUCAAGCACAGCAACAACUGCGGCAGCGGGAGGCGCAACAACUACGAGCAGCAACUCACCAGCACAAAUGCAGCAGUUGAGCAAGGAGCCCAUUGUCAAAGAUCUUGCCACGCAUGUCAAGCUGACGGUACAAAGGCAAACCAAUGGCAAGUCUCAGGAGGAGGACUCAACUUCAACGCCGGAGGACGCGGAAGAUCCCUACCGCAUGCAGCAGCUUAUACAGAUGCGCAAGGAGCAACGCUUGGCCUCGCUUAAGCGCAUGGCUUUCAUCAAUCGUCGACGCACCGAUGCCACGCCCAUUUAUGGCGCCGAUUGCCGUCAGGCUAUUGAAGGUUGCAUGCAGGCAACACGCACAUUGAAGCAUUCCACAUGGCAAACGCGAGGCUAUGCGAACUGCAAUGUUGCCAUGCGUCAGCACAACGACAACUGGUCGCUGAAUGUCCUCCUGAAAAGCUUUGAACAGCGUUGCGCCGAGCUAGCGCCCAUCUUUGCCAAUUUUGUGAUCUAUGUACCGUCAGUGUGUGCGCCACGGAUUCGACGUUAUGUGCAGAAUUUGUCAUCGACACAUUGGCAAAACGAGCGGCAGAUUGAGACGAUGGUAGCCCAAACGCUAUCGUCCAAGCUGACGCUGCUGCAUCCUAUCAUCUCAGCGAUGACAACACAGUUCCCCGAUCCGCGUCUCAUUCAGUACGAUUGUGGCAAGCUGCAGACAUUGGAUCGUUUGUUGCGGCAGCUAAAGGUUGAUGGGCAUCGUGUGCUGAUCUUCACGCAAAUGACCAAGAUGCUGGACGUGCUGGAGGCAUUCCUCAAUUAUCAUGGACAUAUUUACCUGCGGUUAGAUGGCUCGACACGGGUGGAGCAACGGCAAAUACUUAUGGAGCGUUUCAAUGGUGACAAGCGCAUCUUUUGCUUCAUUUUGUCUACGCGCUCUGGUGGCGUGGGCAUCAAUUUGACCGGAGCUGAUACGGUGGUCUUCUACGACUCGGACUGGAAUCCCACGAUGGAUGCACAGGCGCAGGAUCGUUGCCAUCGCAUUGGUCAAACGCGAGAUGUGCAUAUAUAUCGAUUGGUGUCGGAGAAAACCAUCGAAGUGAACAUCCUGAAGAAGGCCAACCAGAAGCGCAUGCUCAGCGACAUGGCCAUCGAGGGUGGCAACUUUACGACAACCUUCUUCAAGAGCUCCACCAUAAAAGAUCUGUUCACCAUGGACCAGACGCAAGAGCAGGACGAAGGCCAGGUGAACGAUGGUAAGCCCGAUGAGAAGGACAAGAUAAUCGCUGCAGAAGUUGAACCAGCCAUCGAAACGGAGAAACAAUCGCUGCGCGCCUUUGAGCAUGCUCUGGCCGCUGCCGAGGAUGAGCAAGACGUCCAAGCCACAAAGACAGCCAAAGCUGAGGCAGCCGCCGACCUGGCCGAGUUCGAUGAGAACAUACCCAUUGCGGAUGAGGCCAAUGCGGAAGGCGGCGGUGUGCCCGUUGAACUGAGCAAAGCCGAUCUGGAAAUGCAAAAUCUUGUCAAGCAGCUCUCGCCCAUUGAACGCUAUGCGAUGCGCUUUGUGGAGGCCACCGGGGCCGCCUGGACAGCAGAGCAGCUGCGCGCUGCCGAGGCGGAGCUUGAGAUGCAGAAACGUGAAUGGGAGGCAAAUCGGCUGGCGGCCAUGCAGAAAGAGGAACAGCUGCUCAAACAGGAAACGGAGGCCGAUGAGCUACUGACCUACAGUCGCAAGGAUGCCAGUAAUCAGGUCUGGAUAUCGCGCAACAGCAUGGAGCUAAUGCCGAUGUGGUGUCCGCCAACGCCACCGCAGGAUAAUAAUGACAUCUACAUUGACCACUCGCUGUCGUUUAUGUACGAUCUGGAGCCCAUACCCGAGACGGAGCUGCCGCCAGUGUAUGUGCGACGCGAGCUCAAGCGUUCGCGCACCGAUGCCGGCUUCGAUGGCAGUCGACGUCCCAAUAAGAUGCGACGCGAGGAUAACUAUGUGCCGCCACGUUCGCUAUUUGAUCGUCCAACAGCACAGCUGGCACGUCUGCGGCGGGAGUUAAAGAAUCAACGAUUCCGCGGCAGCUUUAAGCCCAACUCAAUGAUACCCGGCUUGAAGCCACAAUUGCCGGCUAAGCCGCUGGCUGAGCCAGAGGCCAUGAGCGAGUGGUGCGUGUUUGAGGACAUGGCCAUUUUACACGUGCUGAUCAAUUUGCAGGGGCUGCCGUGCAGCCUGAUGCUGCUCUCGCCGGGACAGACGCCCAAUUGGGACUUGGUCUCGGAGCUGGUGAACUUCUGCUCGAAAACGUAUCGUUCGGCCAGACAAUGCCGCUGGCGCUACGAGACGCACAUACAGCCGCGCGAGGAGGGCAAAGUGGUCGAGAGUCCCAAAAAGCAAAAGAAACUGAAGCCCACACUGCGCAUGGAGUACAUGAAGAGUCCGUUGCGUUAUCUGCGCACCACGCAGCUCUAUGCCAGCGACAACAACGCUUCCUUCUAUAAGGUGAUGCGGCAACGCUUCGAUACCAUAAAGACGGCAUAUUUAAAGAAAGCGCCGCCACCGAAGCGUCAGUUCAAUGCGCCCAGCCUGAUGAAUCCCAAGCAUAUGGAGGUGCUGCAGAAGUUUGGCAUAUCCAACUACGAUCAGCCCGUGUCGCCCAAUAAUAUAGCCGUGAUGAAGGCCAACAAAAUGCGCGAUAAGCAGCGCGGACAAAUGCCAAUGCAACAACAACAACAGCAGCAGCAGCAGCAACAACAACAACAACAACAACAACAGCAGCCAGUUCAGCAGCAACAGCAAGCCGUGCAGCAGCAGCAGCAGCAGCAACAACAACAAAUGCAGCAGGUGCAACAACAACAGCAGCAGCAACAACAACAAAUACAGCAACAGCUGCCAACAGUUGCCAGCGUGCAGCAAUCGGUGGAAUUGGUGCCCAACACAACGGGGACAACUGUUGCUGUGCCCACCGGCAACACGGGUCAACUGCAGCAGCUGCAGAUACAACAUUUGACCAGCGCCAAUGUGGCAACAACGCAACAGACGGCGAUAUUGCUGCAUCAGCCACAGCAACAGCAGCAGCUGCGCACGCAAACCACCACACAGCAGCUGGUGAAGACGAUUGUUGGCACCACAGCCAAUCUGACUGCGGGUCAACUGCAGCAGCUGGCACAUCAAACCUCGAACAAUGCAGGAGGCAGUGUGCAGCUGCAAGCAGCACCGCCGGGCAGCCAGUCCAGCGUCAGCGUGGUGCUAACCACGCCAGUGCAAUCGCUGCCCAUUGCAACGCACAGCAAUGUUAACGCCGGCUCGACAGCUCAGAUAGUGUCCAUUUCCUCGCAGACGACGCUGCCAGUGAAUACGGCACCGCAGCUGGGCAGCAUUGUGCAGACCCAGACGCUGCCUCAGGUUGUAUCCGUUGGCCCAUUGACCACCACAGCCACGGGCCAACAGCAGCAGCAACAACAACAACAGCAGACGGCAACGGGUACAGUGACCAUGCUGCGUGGUCAGCGCAUUGUGUCUACUGGUGCAGCCGGUGGCAAUACGCUGCAGGAUGUGGUGCUGCAGCAGCGCACCACGGCCGGCGGUCAGUCCAUUGUAUCUAUGCCCGGUCUGGGACAAAGUGUGGGGCAGGGUCAAUUCCAAACGCAGCUACGCCUGGCGGCAGUUUCCGCCUCACCCGCCACACAGACAACCCAAUUGGUCACCACAAAGGGUAUACCUGUUAGCGCACUGCAGCAGAGCAGCAAAGCGGUGCUGUCCGGCACCCAACAGCAGGCGGCGCACAUUCAACUCUAUCGGCAGCGCAAUCUGAAAGUGUUGCAAGCACCGCAAGGCGGACAGGGAGGCGGAGGCGUCACGGCCAGCUUGAAUCAGACUGUAGUGCAAACAGCAGGCGGUGCCUUAGCCACUGGCACCAUCAUCCAAGCCAGCAAUCUGAUGCAAACGUCGACGCAUGUGACCAGCCAAAAGGUGGCCGUUACUGGCAUGCCAGGCGCGACCACCGUCCAAGCGGGCAAUGUGGUUAGCUCGGUCCAGAUGCACGGUCAGGCACGCACGCAGUUUAUCAAGCAAAUGGCAGCCGGCAAACAGGGCCUGCAGCGUCAGGUGCUGGCCACCGAUGGCAGCGGCGGCAGCGGAGCACCUGGUACCAGCGAUAUGCUGCUCGUCAAGCGGCACAAUAUACUGGCUGCCCAGAAGGCGCAACAGGCCACCGGGCCGCUAUUCACAACCACCAGCAGCGGCAGCAACGCCGCACAGCAGCAGCAACAACAGCAGCAGCAGCAACAGUUGCCGGUGGCAAGUGUCGUGCAACAGCAGCAGCAGCAGCAAACGCAGCAGGUGACGCAGCAGCAGAUCGCCUCAUUGGUUAAGGCCUCCACUGCAGCGGCGGCUAGUGGCAGCAGUGUCAGCGCCGGCGGCGUAACAGUCUCGGCCACGGGUCCGCCCACAGUGCAAGCGGGCAGCGUGAACAUGACGCUGCCGCAGCUAAAACCGGGCAGCCAAAUAAAGGUGACGAUGCCAAAUCAAAUGCGGCAUCUGCAUGUGCAACAGCAGCUGGGCAUGACGCGCAAGAUCAAUCGCAUGACCCAGCUGGUCAGUGCUUCGGGUCAGCCCACGGCCACCAAUAUUGUGGCCACAACGGCAGGACCACAGCAGCAGCAGCAAACGCCGGGCGGCGUCACCGUCUUGCCCGCCGGCCAACAACAACAGCAGCAGCAACAGCAGAAGACAACACCUGGUGGCGGCAGUUUGCAGGCGCAAUUGUUGCAUAUACAAAACACCAAAGCGGUAACCGUGCAACAACUGCAGCAGGUGGUGCGCAGCGGGCAGCAGGCGGGCAUCGUCCUGGGCAAGACGAGUGUGGGACGCGUCAUACCCGUUUCGGUGGCCUCACAGGCCACACAACGUCAGACCAUACAGGUGGUUUCGGCCGCAUCGGCGCAGGCUUUGGCUGCUGGAAAUCUGCGCGCUGGCCAAAAUCUAGCCAGCGCCUUGAAGGUGGCCACCUCGGGCGGUGGUCAGACGACGCAGCAGACGCUAAUUGCAGCACUGCAGCAUAAUCAAAGGCAGAAUGCCAGUCCUGUGCGUCUGCAGACCACAGCCGGUGGCAACUUGCUAGCCGUAGUGCAGCAGCAGCAACAACAGCAGCAACAACAACAACAACAACAACAGCAGCAACAACAGCAGCAGCAGCAACAACACACAAGUAUUGCUGGACCCACAGCAGGUCCGGCUGAGGUAAUGACCAUAACGCAGACCUCGGCGCCUCUGCCAACAGUUGCCAGCCUGCAACAGCAGCAACAGCAGCAGCAACAACAACAGCAGCAACAACAGCAGCAACAACAGCAGCAACAACAGCAGCAGCAGCAGCAGGUUGGAGGCGUACAACAGCAACAACCAACGACGCAACAGCCAUGAGCCGACGCGCCGCCUUGCCUGCUGCUGGAUCCUGAGCGGGAUUUAAGUGAUGAUGUUGUGUGAAGGGCGUGGCUCACACACACACACAUGCACACCGCACACAUACACACACACACUCACACAGCUUAAGGCUGUAGUUAAUUGUAAUUAUAUAAAUAAGUUUUAGCCGUAUUAAUUAUUUAGCCAAAACAAUUUAACACGCAAAUCUGUAAAUCGUAUUCCUUAAGCUUCUCCUAGCUUAUAGAUCUAGUAUAUAAUUAUAAUAUACAUUUAGAACUUUAACUUAAACUUUUAACAUACAUAC
Drosophila montana is the source of this 10207-nucleotide messenger RNA. RefSeq names its product domino (gene dom). Lineage: Eukaryota; Metazoa; Arthropoda; Insecta; Diptera; Drosophilidae. The record is from RefSeq and is a predicted model, not a curated record. The transcript has 15 exons. The coding region runs from base 97 to 9903 and encodes 3268 amino acids. Gene Ontology annotation, molecular function: ATP hydrolysis activity; histone binding; ATP binding. Gene Ontology annotation, biological process: chromatin remodeling. Gene Ontology annotation, cellular component: Swr1 complex.